CAACACGGAAAUAUCGGCGGAUCGGUUCAGUGUCGGUUUCCAGGAUCUUGGGGAAAACGCAAGCGGGCCGACAUGGACACGGGGGGUCCGAUCCGGGCCGGUCUCCUUCUCCUGGCUUGUGCGUGUGUGGCCACGGGAAGUCCGAUAGGUACUUCUGAUAUUAAUUGUGCUGGGGGUAGCACUGCAGUAUUGGGUCAAGUGAAUGAAGGAUAUUCAGGGGAGGUGGAGGUGGUGAGCGGGAUCACGGGUGGGGUGAAGCUGGUGCCCCACAUCUUCCCGACCCACCUGCAGUUCCUGGAGCUGAGCUUCACGGCGGGGGACGCCACCGCGACGGUCCGCACCACAAAGCCGCUGGACGCCGACGCGCUGGCCGCCACCGACAGCACCUUGUAUUACUCCGUCAUGUGUGACGACAUAACGAAGUACAACAACACUCGGACGCUGAAAAUCAACGACCUCAAUGACAACAAACCGAUAUUUGGACAGAAGAGCUACAGCGCGUCUGUCUCCGAGAUCCACAGCGUGGACAGCGUGGUCCUCCAGGUGUCGGCGGUGGACGCAGACAGCACGCCAGCCAACAACCGAGUGGCAUAUUCCAUUGAACCGACUUCCGAGGACUUCAUGGUGACCAACUCUGGGGCUUUUAUUUUGAAAAGAAGUUUGAACUACAAUAUAGUUCAAAAGUACAACUUCAUUGUGACGGCAAAGGAUAACGGCGGCUUAAACGACACGGCGUCCGUGCUCAUCACCGUGGAGGACUUUGAUAACAUGAAUCCGUAUUUCAGCCACAACGUGUACCAGGCCUUUAUUCCAGAGAACCAGGUUGGACCUUUCAGGGCUCUUGAGCCCGAGGCCAUAAAAGCCCAGGACGGAGACUUGGGGAUCAACAUGACGUUGACUUACAGCAUCAGCUCAGUGUCUCCAGACAAGUAUCGGACAAACUUCGGGGUGGACUUCAGCAGCGGGGCGGUGUCCGUGCUGACGGCUCUGGACCGGGAGGAGAUGGCCAGCAGCGAGAUCUCCGUCAGCAUCAAGGCGGCCCAGACGGACGACGCUCUGAAGACGGCCGGCGCCGUGGUGUCCGUCUUCGUGGAGGACGUGAACGAUAACCCGCCGGAUUUCGACCGGCCGGCCUACUCCGUAUCACUCCUGGAAAACUCCCCCUUCGAUGGCGUUGUGUUCAAAGCCGCGGUCAGCGACCUGGACCAGGGAGGAUUUGUGGGGACUCUACGGAUCAUUCCAGAAUCUUCUCCCUUCUCUGUCGGCUCUGACGGGACCGUCCGAGUGAAGAACCCCUCAGACCUGGACAGAGAGACCACGGAAAGCUUCAGAUUUGAGAUCGAAGCAAAGGAGACAGAUCCUCCCAACGCUGUAGUCGUGGUCGAAGUCAACGUAACUCUCCUGGAUGAGAAUGACAACAGUCCUUCAUUCAGCAGUAAAACGUACGAGGGGAAAGUGUUUGCCAAUCAAACAGUUGGAAUGCAGCUGGUCCAGGUUAAGGCCGAGGAUCCAGAUGCUGGCGUAAAUGGGCAGAUAAAAUACUUUAUUGACUUUGGCAACAACGACGGCUUCUUCUCAAUCGAAGAAGACAGUGGAGAAAUCUCGUUGGCUCGAACCAUUCCCCUGCUGGAGAACCAGAUAUUGGAGUUCCCUCUCUACAUAACGGCCAGAGACGGGGGCGCUAUAUCCCGCUCCUCCUCAGCACAGGUGAACAUUCGGGCCCCUGGCGACUCCAAGCCUCAGUUCCUACAUGAAGUGUACCGUGGCACUGUAGAAGAAGAGCGGGAGCCGGGAGUUUUUAUAUUGAGGGUCGACUUCCUCGCCGUAGCUGCUGAGAUUCCCGUGACUCUCCGAGUUGAUUCCGAAGCCGACAAGUUUGUCAUCACCGACGGCGGCGAAUUCUCCACCAGGGUGAAGCUGGACUACGACGAGGCCCCACACAACUACUCCGUGGGCAUCUCCAUCUCCGACGGGGUCAACAGCAACAGCGCGGUGGUGGAGGUUCAAGUCACCGACGUCAAUGACAACAGUCCCGUCUUUGCCUCCGGCUCCGCCACCGCGGCCGUCCCAGAGGACGCGGAGGCGGGGUCCAACGUGACGAGCGUGACAGCCACGGACAAAGACAGCGGCUUCAACGGGGAGAUCCGAUACUCCCUCAGAGGAGGACAGGGCAGGUUCUCCGUGGACCCCGUGUCCGGGACGCUGAGUGUGGGCGGUGCACUCGACAGGGAGGCCGAGGCCGAGUACAACCUGGUGCUGGUGGCCGAAGAUCAGGGUCGUCCGUCCAGGUCGGCCACGGCCUCCCUGCUCGUCCAAGUGACCGAUGUCAACGACAACGUCCCCGAGUUCUCACAGGCCGAGUACCGGGCCAACGUCUUUGAGACCGAGUCGGUCGGUACGAGCUUGCUCACCCUGUCGGCCGCAGACCCCGACGAAGAGGCCAACGGGAGAGUGACGUUCAGCAUUUUUCAGCAAAGUCCGUCCUCGGAGCCUCCUGUCUUUGAGCUGGAGUCGUCCAGCGGGGUUCUGCGGUUGGCCCGGCCUCUGGACUACAGCGAGGUCAAGGCGUACAGCCUCCAGGUCCAGGCCUCCGACGGAGGGGCUCCCUCUCUGGUUGGGAACAGCUCUGUAGUGGUGACGGUGAGGGACGUGAACAACAACCCGCCGGAGUUCAGUAAGGAGAUCUACAACGUGGCCGUCUCUGAGAGCCUGGCCAGCGGCGCGUCCGUCCUCACCCUGGAGGUCACAGACCCGGAUGAGGGAGGAUUCUCCAACGGUUACUUCCUCUUUGCCAACGACACUUUUGACAUAAACAAACAAGGUGUGGUCUCACUGAGGAACGAUGUCACCUUGGACAGAGAGACCAAGGACAGCUACAUGAUACAAGUGGUGGCGGUGGAUCAGGUCGCCGCCGGCCUGAGCGCCACGGCCCGGCUCAACGUCUCGGUGCUGGACUACAACGACAACGCGCCGCAGUUCCCGAGCCUCCCCGACCCCUUCCUCAUCGCCGAGGGCGAGUACUCGGAGGUCGCCCCGGGGGACGUUUUCACCAUCGAGGCCACGGACGCCGACCUCGGCCCCAACGGAGAGGUCACCCUCUCGCUCCUCCGCCCGCACCCGCUCUUCAGGUUCAGAGAGGACGGGACGCUGCUGGCUGUCGGCUCUCUGGAUCGAGAGCGCCAGGAGACGUACGAGCUGUUCGUGAAGGCCUGGGACGGCGGACGCCCGCAGAGAGAGAACAUCACCUCCAUCAGAGUGAGCCUCCUGGACGUGAACGACAACAGACCCCAGUUCAGCUCCAGCAGCUACGUCAGCACCGUCCUGCUGAAGGAGGCGGAGGAGGGGAAGCUCCUGCUGACGCUGUCCGCCUCCGACCGGGACGCCGGGAACAACUCGCUCAUCGCCUACAGUUUCUCUGCAGGAAGUUCUCCAUAUUUGGCCUUAAACAGCGAGACCGGGGCCGUGACCUUGACCUCUGACCUCGCUGAUGUCACAGAAGACACCACGCUGGAGCUGACGGCCGUGGCCGAAGACCACGGUCGGCCUCCUCUGAACUCCACAGCUCGCGUGGUGGUGAAUCUGAGGGUUGCCAAUCUGAUGGAGGGGGUGGCCUUCCUGAGCUCCUCCUACAACUUCAGUCUACCGGAGAACCAGGCGGCGGGGGCGCCUGUGGGGAAGGUGUCGGCCUCCUCGGGGACCGUCCUCUACGACGUGGCCUACUCUCUGAAGACACACGCCGACCUGUUCUCCGUCAGCCCCAGCGGAGCCUUGGUGACCAGAACAGAGCUGGACAGGGAGGAGCAGGAGUGGUACAUCCUGGAUGUGGAGGCCGUGGACACCAGGACCCCCCCAACGUCAGCAUUUGCUAUGGUCAGAGUUCAGGUGCAGGACGUGAACGAGUCUCCUCGGUUCCCCUCCGAGGUCCACAGAGCCUCCGUGUUCAGCAUCGCCCCGUACAAAACCCCCGUGAUCCGUGUGGAGGCUUCAGACCCUGACCAGGGGGAGGCCAGUCAGCUGGUCUACGGUCUCACUGAGGACAGUCCCCACUUCGACGUGGACCCGUCCUCCGGUCAGCUGUUCGUGGUGUCCGCCGCGGGACUCGCGGGACAGACGGCCGCGGUGGAGGUGGAGGCCCGAGACCCCCGCGGACUCUCUGCUACAACCAGGGUGGAGGUGGAGGUGAAGGGGAGCGCGAGCAGCGGUGACGUGGUCGUCCUCUCCAUCAACCAACCCGCCAACGCGGUGGAGAAGAAGCUCCGCGAGGUGGAGAGCUCUCUGGGUUCGGCCCUGGGCUGGACGGUGAGCGUCAUCGAGGUGUUGAGCACCACCCGCGGUUCCUCCGAGUCCAGAGCGCCGCGCGUCCUCGUGGAGGCGCGGGUCGGCUUCUUGAGCUUCGACAGAGGAGAGGUGGUUCCCUCGGAGGAGGUCACAGAGAAGCUGCGGAGCCAAUCAGCUGCUGUGAGGGCGGAGCUUGUCAAAGUGUUCGGGGAGGGGCUCCAUUUCGAGGUGGAGGUGGAGGUCCCCAAGUCCCCAAGUCCCGCCUCCAGCCAGGCUGUGGUCAUCGCUCUGUCCGUCAUGCUGGCCCUGAGCAUGCUGGGAAUGAUCGUGGCCGUUGCAUUGAUCGUCAGGUUCAAGUGGACGCAGAAGUGUCCGAAAAGUGACAAAGAGGGUCUGGUUUGUGACGGGAAGGACGAAAACUCCCAAAAGGGACAGAGGUCAGAAGAGAAGGGAGACAAGGAAAUGCAGCCGAGGACGGACAGAGUGACGGAGGACGGAGACAGCCACACUUCUUCUCUUUAAUCCAAACAGCUUUGGGUCCGAUUGUACAGAAGGCCACUAAAAUAAUUUGUUUUUUUACAGUAAGCUCAUACAUUUAAUGCUUCUAUGGGACCAGAGGAGUCGCCCCCUGCUGGUCACUGCACAGAAUGCAGCUUUAAAGAAACUACCGCAUGCCUUCACUUUUCAGAACCGGGAUGGGGGGUUGCUGCCUAUAUAAUCAUUAUCUGUCCUCAAGUAAUGCUGGACUACGUUUCUCCUUGUGUUCAGCUGGAAUUAAAUUAAUUGCACUUUAUUACAGAAAACGGAAACUCGAUUAAAUUGAUUUGAUUCAUUUGUAAAUCAUCUAUCAAAUCCGAUUGUCACUUCAUAUUGGCAGCUUUUUUUCUAUUUCAUUGAUGCAUUGAUUUGUAAAAUAUGAAAAUGCUUGUGCAAAUGAAUCCAUAUUUGACUCGAUCAGUCAAUAUUCUAUUUGCAAUUUAUGUAAAAAAAAGGAAAUUAUUUCUGCAUUUUACAUUUUUAAAUGUAAACACUUGCAUUCUUUAUAAACGUGUGUUUGUAAUGUGAAGCAACCUGAUGUCGAUGGAUUAGAAACAAAUUAAAAUAAAACUGCAUUAGGAUCUUCUAGUUAUUCAAUUGUUUAUUUCUAUAGGAA
Messenger RNA from Pungitius pungitius (ninespine stickleback), 5431 nucleotides. Its product is annotated as protocadherin Fat 4. NCBI's taxonomy places the organism in Eukaryota, Metazoa, Chordata, Actinopteri, Perciformes, Gasterosteidae. The transcript has 29 exons. Gene Ontology annotation, biological process: homophilic cell-cell adhesion. Gene Ontology annotation, molecular function: calcium ion binding. Gene Ontology annotation, cellular component: plasma membrane. The record is from RefSeq and is a predicted model, not a curated record. The coding region runs from base 73 to 4800 and encodes 1575 amino acids.